Mercenaria mercenaria is the source of this 3899-nucleotide messenger RNA. RefSeq lists its product as uncharacterized. Gene Ontology annotation, molecular function: protein binding. Gene Ontology annotation, cellular component: SCF ubiquitin ligase complex. The record is from RefSeq and is a predicted model, not a curated record. Gene Ontology annotation, biological process: SCF-dependent proteasomal ubiquitin-dependent protein catabolic process. Bases 97 to 2907 code for a protein of 936 amino acids. Lineage: Eukaryota; Metazoa; Mollusca; Bivalvia; Venerida; Veneridae. The transcript is spliced from 22 exons.
UUCACUCAUUUUAUUUAUGAAAUAGAACGAUCUUAACCGGAAGUUUACAUUUUUAAAACAACAACAACAACAACGAAGAACUGGACAUUUGUGAAAAUGUCGCAGGGUGUUGAUGACACUAUUGUAUGCCUCAUGUCCAUGGGGUUUGAUAUACAGGACUGCCAAGAUGCCAUCAACUUUGGGAAAAAUACCGUAGAAGCUGCAGUAGAAUGGAUAGUUGCAGGAAAACCAGGACUGCAUCCUAAUACUGCUGGAGGAGAAAAGCCUGGGCCUAGUCUCAAACUUAGAUCUACAACAUCAGCUUUUGGCAGUGAUUCCACAUCUGUACCCUUCCAGAAGCCUUAUCCAAUCCAAGAAUCCUGCGCCCAGUCUCAGUCUGAUACCAGCCAAUCAAAGUCCACAGAAUGUCAGUCAGGUGACGUUACAUCUGCUUCAGGUCAACCUGAAGUACAUGUAAUCAGCAGAAUGCAUAUGGGUGAAGCGCAAAGAAAAUACAAAGAAAAUUUUGAACAAAAGAAAAUUGAUGAGGCAAAGAAGCAGGCUGUUUUAGAAAAAAGGAGGCACAAAGAGGAACAUGCCAGGAUUCUGAAGGAGAUAGCAGAAGACAGGGAGAAGAAGAAGCUUCUACAGCCUCCGACUCAUUCAGAAGCUAAGAAAGCAUCUACUGAUACAGAUUUAUCAGAAAGGAAAGAGCAGAAGACAGUUACUCCAUCUUCUAGCAGCGGAACUUGUCUACUUCAGAUAAGAUUACCAGAUGGAAGAUCUCUUCGUCAGUCAUUUAGCCCUGCUUCAACAUUAAAACAAGUGUGGGAGUUCACAGCUAGCCAUCAUCGAGAUAUGUCUGGCUACAUCUUUAUACAGCCUUUCCCACACCAUGAAUUCACAUCAGCCGACAUGCCAUCUACAAUGACUGAUUUAAAACUGACACCAACAGGCUCAUUAGUGUUGCAGAAAAAACAGACGCCAUCUCCUGUAACAGAGCCAAGCACAUCCCCAGAACCAAUGGAAACUAUUUCUUAUCCCCCCACGGUCGAGGCAAAUAGGGAUCUUCCUAGUCAGGUACGUGAUCCGCCAAGAGGUCACCGAUGGGGUCAAGGCUUCUCUUUGGAGAAUGAAAAUCAAAUACCACCUCAACAAGGUUUGGGUCAGCCAGCUGGUGAGGAAAUCAUGGAGGAGGAGGAGGACGAGGAGGACCCUCAUCUGGUGGCUCCAGGGGCACUAGGGCGUGGCAAUCCGUGGCAGGGUUUAGGUAUGCCAGGUGGCAUUGCAGGACAUCGGAUGCCUCCUCCACCUGGAAAUAUCAUGGGUCAAGGUCAUGACAUAUUUGGAAUGCAGAUUGGUGAACAGGGAAAUAAUCAAGCUUUUGGAGGAGUUGGACAAAGACUGGUUCCCAUGGGUGAUCCGAGUCAUAACGAUGCUUAUCAACACAGAUCUGUCCGGGAACUAGCACUAGAGAGAGCUCAGGCACGUCUCGCCCAGCCAGCCCAGGAGCCCAGACAGAGCCCAGGUUCCAGUUCAGGGACAGUUUUAUCUGUGGUACACCAGCCUGUACAGUCACUGCUUGUACAUUGUCUUAAACAUAUCAUGCACAGAUUGAAUGACCCUCGAAAUCAGCUGCUCAGCCUUGCUGGAAUAUCCGAGGACAUGGCUCAAGUGAUCUUAGAGUUUCUAGUCAAGGAGAAACAACUCAAACCAAAGACACUGAAUGCUUUUAUUCCAUGUUACCUGCGGAAGCUGAUUCUUGAUUGCUACCCAUAUACAACCAAUGAACUGCUGCAUUCCGUCAGGCUGCACACAAACUUAUCACAUCUAAGCCUCAGUGCCUGUCCACUGAUAACUGAUAAUGGGCUUCAGUGUCUUACAACUUUGAAGAAAUUGAAAAAACUGAACUUGAGUUGUUGUAAGCAGUUAUCCAACAAAUGUGUGAGUGCAGUAUCAAGUCUACAGAAUCUGGUGUCAUUGAAUGCGGAGGACACUGGGCUGACAGACCAAGGUGUGAUACAGUACUUGUCUAGCCAGCCGGAACACCUACAGCUGCUCAACCUUAACAGAACAGCUGUCACUCAGGCAAUAAUCCCUCAUGUACAAACAUGUGCCAAACAACUUAGGUCCUUAUACCUUGAAGAUACAAAAGUGGUCAGUUUAUCAGGUAUUAGGGAAUGUGAACAUUUAGAGUGCCUGAAUGUUGCAAGAACUGGCAUUGUCACAGAGUCUUUGUUCUGUCUGGCUGAUCAUCCUGGCCUGAGGUCGCUAAAUAUUGCCAAUACAGAUAAUGUCAAUGGAGAUAAGGCUCUGAAACAUUUGACAGGUCUAAAUUUGCAUACAUUGGUGCUUCCAUCAAGACAUACAACUACUAAUAUCGGAAUCAAAUACAUAUCAGAUCUUUCCCUAGUAUCAUUAGAUUUGACAAAUUAUAUUCUAGUUGGAGAUGAGGCUAUGGAACAUAUUGGAAGGAUGAAAAGUUUAAAACAGUUGAUACUGAGUAAUACAAAAGUAACUGAUGUUGGGAUGUUUUUCCUGGAAGGUUUGACACAGCUAGAAGUUUUAAAUGUUGACAGAACUUUAGUAACAGAUCAAGGUGCUCAAGUUAUUGGUGCUUUAACAAGUCUUGUGGAAUUGAGUAUGGCUUGUACAGGAGUGACCACCAAGUUUUUAUUAUCUGGAGUGUGUAAUAACUGUUGUAAUCUGGCAAAACUGAAUCUGAGUAAAACCAUGGUCACUAAGAAAGGUGUUCUAAAUUUGUCCUUGCCAUUUCUCCAAAUGAUAAACCUGGAUGGUACGAAAGUGACCCCUGACCUUAAUGUUGCUAUGAUGACAGACUGUCCUAAAUUGACUCAGAUGUCAACGAGAAAUCUAGAACCAUUCACUAGAGAUGAUGAAAUUGAGGAAGCCGAUAUGGACAUGUAAAUCGAGAGAUAUGACCUAGAGUUCUUCCUGUUUUACCAUAUACAUAAAGAAGAGAGGAUAUAUGCUUAUUACUUGCUAUAAUCAGAUGUUUUUAUGAAAUUGAAAGUUCUUUGUUUUGAAGUUUUACUUGGUGUGUCAUAGAAGUUUCACAAGGAGCCAGUUUGUAGUACUAUAUACACAGUGAAAAUAAAUCCUGUGUAAACAUAUGCGAUGAUGAAAUGAAAAUAAUGUUCAGGAGUCAUAUUGCACUUAAGGUAAAAUAGGAAGAACAAAAUGUAAAUAAGGAGUUAAUUAAAAAAAUGAACUAUUUGUUGGUUUCAGAAGUUAUGUUACACCUACCUUCUUGAAGCAUUUCUGCAUGUUUAGAUCAAACUUUUUCUUCGUCAAAGUCCAGAUAUCUUAAAACAACAUGGUGUGUGAUACUAAGAAACUAGGCAGUUAAAAAAAAGGUUGAAUUCAAUAAAGAUAGGUUUGUGUGCUUGAGUUUUUGCUGGACUGAUUUAAAAUGGUUCUCAAGUAAGUUUAUGUUAUUUGAGUCUAUAGAAAAAGUCAAUUUUGACAAUAUCUUAUUGUAUAGAGAUUGUCCUACUUUCAGUAUAUUUUGAUGAAACUUCACACAGAUGAACUUCACAAAGCUGUUAACUUAUUACAAAUCAUCAUGCACAUCAGUGUGCUAACUUUUGAGAUACUUUCGCCAAUGGUUCUGGAUAACCAAAAAUUUCAAGCCGAUUUUAAAACAUUACCUGGAAUAAAAUCAUAUGUGAACAUCAGUGGCAUCAGUUAACACACAAGUUCUUUUGUUUUCGGCAUGUUUUAUGUUUCUGUAUGCUGGAUCCAGAUUUUACUUUCUUUUAUCCACAUAAAACAAAUAAAAGAGAGCUUGUCAGAAACUCAGUUUCAGGAGAAUUUAUAUAAGAGCUUCUGUUAUAUGUUUUGAGUUUUCUGUUGAUUGCCAUUCCACACUAAAUUGUUAAUAAACUUGUUAAAGAGCA